This is a messenger RNA of Fopius arisanus, 5863 nucleotides long. RefSeq names its product mucin-12. Gene Ontology annotation, biological process: negative regulation of DNA-templated transcription; regulation of transcription by RNA polymerase II. Gene Ontology annotation, cellular component: transcription regulator complex; histone deacetylase complex. The transcript is spliced from 15 exons. Gene Ontology annotation, molecular function: transcription corepressor activity. The record is from RefSeq and is a predicted model, not a curated record. The coding region runs from base 1432 to 5778 and encodes 1448 amino acids. NCBI's taxonomy places the organism in Eukaryota, Metazoa, Arthropoda, Insecta, Hymenoptera, Braconidae.
GCGCGUAGAAGUUGAUGCUGUGGCGCUGGCGCUGUAACAGUCUUGUUCACUCGUGUUCACUCGGUCGUCGGUGUUAUACCAAACGGUCCAUGCCACCGGCCUUGACGCACCGUGCGCGUAUCGCCGGCGUCGAUCGCGUGGCGUGGCCUUGCCAAAAAACGGCAUUACCACGUAAAAUAAAUAAAUCAACCGUAAACAAAGUACUACCGAAACAAGUAUCCCCGUCAUACGUACCUCAACAGUUGGAUUUGUUUGUUUUUCAUCGGUUGUUUCACUCAGUAUUCAGUGGUGCGCAGCAGUGUAACACGCAUAGCUUUGAUUUUCAUUUUUUUCUCCCAUCAGCACCUUGAAAAUACAGACAUAUCCACCCGUUGGAACACUCUUGGGGAUUGAUCAUGUGAUUUGUUGAGUUUAUGAGUUAAUGACACUUGUGGAUCCGCUGGAUGAUCGGUGAGAUUUUGUUGUUGUGGGGGUGUUGUCUUGGAUUGUGGUGAAUUGAAGUUGUUUCGAAUGUUGUGGGGAUUGCACUUAUGGCGUUAUUUGGGGGAGGAAUUGACCGGUUGUGAGGAUCAAUCGAUGCGGGGAUAGUUUGAUGAAUUGAUCAUUGUGGUGGUGUGUGAAUUUUUGGAAUUGGAGGAUCGCUGGAGUGAAUUUAUGGUGUGAGACUCUUGAACGGUUUUGUGUUUGUUUCUCUGGUGAAAAGAGAGUGGGGAUUAUACCAUGGAAAAUAGAUAAACGCCUGAGUGAUGCUGAAAACGAGCUCUUGAGGCGUGUUGGUAGUCCCCUCAAUGGGUAUGCCAGACACUUAUGCAUGGGUUUCUGUGAUGACUUUCAAACUCCCCCGACCCACCCACUCAGGUUGUUUUGUUGAUGAUGGUGUCAAGGAGCGAGCAAAUCAAUGAAUGGAGGGUGAUGAUAUAAUACAUGUUGAUGAUAUAACCAAAACAAUACCAAAUAUCAAAGGCAGUCGGUGAUUUUUCAAUGUACUUGUGCAACAGUGGAUUGUUUCUUUUAUCGUUAACGUUCAUGCCGGUGAUUUCGAGUGGUGCAUUGAUAAUUUCUAGUUGAUCGUGAGGUGAUAGACAUCAGUGUAACUAUGAGAGUGGAUUUUAAUGAAUGAAAUACUGGUGUACUAUUGGAAAAUGACUCGUCAGUGAAUUCAACAUAUCAAUAUUUUGACGAUUGUUACGGGUUUCUAUCUUCGACUGAUCCUGAGGUGCUUCUUUGUUGAGAUCGAUGAUCUUCCAUUUGAUAACUCGAGAGUAGCCAACGAAACAGUUGUCACCGUUAUACGUUUGUGUUAUUGCCGGAUUGUGUCAUUGAAAGCUUGGAAAAAUUAAUUCUCCACGGGAAAAUGAAGAGAUCCUCUUCCUUCUUCAUCUCAAGAGUGACAGCGGGCUAGUGGAUACCGAUUCGGCUCGACUUGGCAGUAUGACGGCCAUCAAUUCCGGGCCUGUCGGUGAAGUUGGCGGUGUGAGACUACCCCUUCAGUCGUUGCAUGGAUACGGAUCAGUGUUUAUGUAUUCGGCUUCAACGAGUCCUGGUGGUGGUAAUGGUCAAAGUGGCGGAGGCGGAGGUGAAGUCACUCUCCGCCUCCGCGAACCUGAGGACAUACCAGAAGAAGUUUUAGCACGACUCGAGGACACCGCUACACUAUCGAUAUCACUGCAGGGUGAUGCUGUCCUAAGGCUCGGCUCAGCUAGUACCGGAAACAGCAAUUUGGAAUUGUUCGAUAGUGAAAGCGGACCAGACCUUACACUAUCACCUCAGACAUUCACGUCAACAGCGGAAGCCUUUAUCAACGACAAUAGUGAUAGUCUUGGGGUGCCUGGUGACAACGACAUGGGAAGCAGUGAAGAGUCGAGAACAGGGCCAGGUGAUCCUGGAAAGCUGGGGGUAAAGAAAUCAAGACCGAAAGCCUCUUCACCUAAUCGUCAAGGACCUCAACAGUGUCAGGUGUGCGGUAAAGUGUUCAACAAUGCCUCAGCACUGACAAAGCACAAGCUGACGCACAGUGACGAGCGGAAGUACAUUUGCACGAUAUGCAGCAAGGCGUUCAAGCGGCAGGACCACUUAAACGGCCACAUGUUGACUCACCGAAACAAGAAGCCAUUCGAGUGUAAAGCGGAGGGAUGCGGAAAGUCUUACUGUGAUGCCCGCAGUCUACGCAGACACACAGAAAACCAUCAUGCUGGGAGUAAAGUUAAUGAGAGUGUGAGUCCAAGUAGUCCAACAACUGGACCACACACACCCAACACGCCAGGCAGUAAUCCAAGCACGCCAAGUACACCUGGACCACCAACAACCCAAAAUGGUCACGGACAUACAGCGCUUAAACAACUUUUAGCGAGUGAACCCACACAAGGAUCGGGCCACAAGAAUUCAUCAUCACCGGGCGGCAGCAAUGAUGGCUUAACAAAGCAGCAAAUCGAACUCAUCCAACAAAUAAUGCAACAGACCCAGCAACAGCAGCAGCCGGCUAAUUCCCAACAAUCGUUAACAACCAGUGGUGCUGGGAUUUCAACGCAAACCAAAAACGGAAAACCAUCAAGUAAAUCCGCUCAUUCACCAAAUGGUAAUUCAACGUCCGUUAAUCCCGGCUCAACAAACACUACGAGUUCUAGCUCCAAGACAAAGAUUUGGAAUCAAAAUCAGCAACAGCAGCAGCAAGCACAAGCACAACAGAAUACACAGCAAUCCCAACAUGCACAGUCAACACAGCAAGCACAAGCCAGUUCUCCAGGUACUUGCAAUCCUGGAAAAGCAAGCCCAUCACCAACGAGUUCUUCAUCACCCGGAAUCACCUCUAACACCAACAAAACAACCACUGAAGCCAAAUUGGUUGAGUGCAGUCUGUGUCGUCGACAGUUUAAAAAUAUUCCCGCUCUUAAUGGACAUAUGAGACUGCAUGGCGGAUACUUCAAAAAGGAUGGCGAGAACAGGAAGAGCGAGAAGAAGGAAACCCCUGGACCACCUCUGCAGACAGCAUCCGUCAAUGUUCGGGCACUCAUCGAGGAGAAGAUUAUUCAGAAGAGGACCACCGCAACAGAGGCGAAUGCAGCGAAUCAGUCCAGAGCGAAUCCAUCUGUGUUUACAGGACAGACAGACGGUGCAACUCAUGUCAUUGGAAAAACGAGUUUUGCUGUACCAGCACCACCACCACUAGCAGCUAGUGAAAAAAUCAGGAGGCUGUCAGAUACUGAGCAUUUUCGCCAGCCAAAUGUUACCGUUACACAUACGACUGUUCAAAAACAAUUACAGGAGGCGCAGACGCAGGCGCAGGCACAGGCACUUGCUGAUAUGAUUUUGAAGGGUACUUCGAAAAUGGCUGUUAAACGGACAACUUCGGAUCCUGGUCAACGAGUUCAAUUGACUUAUCCGACGUCCCUUCAAACAACUGCCACUCAAUGUCAACAAACCAAUCAUCUUCGGCAGUCUAAUGCUCCUUCCCAGCCUCAAUCCCAGACUGCUGUUACCGAAAGCUUUACAAUGACUGGAUAUUCCGAAGAUGGUGGCUACUUCAGUCCCAGUUUGCAGGACGAGGUUUUUCAACAAGUCACUGCUGUUCCUGAUUCGGUACUGCUGCAAGCCAGUCAGCUCGAUUCUAUCCAGUUCCAGACAUCGAGUCUGCUGCAAGAUCAGUCCCCAGAUCAGCUCCAGGACAUCAGCCUUGAGGAUCGUUUCACUUCUCAACACACAGUGAAUCCAGACCUCCAGGCACUUGUUAACUCUCCGCUACCGGAUUCUCUCGCAGAAUUCAGUACCUAUGGUACUCAGUACACAGAGAGUCCCCACACCCUCUCAACGCAAUCUCCACUUCCAUCCCCACUGACUCGACACGAUAGCCCCAGUUUCACCUAUCCAACACCACCAGCCAGUCAAGAAGGCCUGCUAACAGGUACUCUUCCUCUGCUGAGUCCCCAGGACGAUCCAGAGGCAGUGCGUCCAGUGUCAUCACCCCUGAGUGCAGCAUUCUACACGACAACAUUAUCAUCCGCAGCAGCUGUGGAAGAAGCACUGAACGCAGUCCUCCCCGAGGAAGCCGAAGGUGACAGCGAUCUUUACGCCUCGGCCUCUCCAAAUCCAAAUUCACCCCUUCCAAGUCCCCUAUCUGCAACCCCAGCACCCUCACCCCUGUCCUCUCUCCCUCCGUCGUCAGUCUCAUCCCCGGGACCCGGUGCAUUCACAUCUGCCGGUUUUCCCGUCUCUCCCCAUCACGCUCUUCAAAAUCAAAUGAUGCCAAACUCCGAAGAUCCCCUUCUAUCCUCAACUCCAAAAGACUUCGCAGCAAAUCGACGCAAAUUCGAAUUUCAAUCAUAUAAACUGAUAACAAGUCAGAAUUUCGUUGACUUUGGAUUAGGAAAUGGCAGCCUAGCUGGCAUCGUUGUUGACAAUAACGGUGAAUACAAGCUGAUACAAACAACCGGUCUACAGAAGACAAACGUCCUUGUCCAGAGUAGUGCCCUGAAUCCAGGAUUAACAUUUAGGAAGGAGAUACACCUAGCAUCGCCACAGAUAAAGCCGAGCAUAGUCAAUAUAUCGACACAGGGCAUAAGUCUACAAGGCCAGCAGUAUCACAAUCAGAUACAUCAGCAGGCAAUUAAUCCAGCUAAAUUCUUGAUACAAACGACAAAUACAGUGAAGACACCAUUGAAGCAGAAGAUCAAUCUACCAAUUCCAGUUGAGCAGAUUAAAGAGGAACUGCUGGAUGAUGAUAUUUUUCUCAGUCCUGGUAAUGUAUCGAGUCCUCUGAGACAGAGUAGAAAGCGACCGAGGAUUGAGGGUACGUUGACGUCACAUCCAUCGAGAUUGAGACGGGCUUGUGAUCGUCAUUGGGACAGUAGUUAUACACCACCACCGAUAUUGGAUCCGUCGAGAUUAGGUGCUGGGCUUUAUGCGAGAUUACAUCAUAAUGAGAGAGAAUCGGAGUUUAGUUCUGAUGAUUCACAGGGAAAUGAUGGGCCACCACCGAGGAUAAAUAUUGGAACGAGAUAUCAGGCGUCUAUUCCACCGAUGGGAUCUGGCGAGACCGACAGAGGACGCGGGGGAAAGGAGACGGAUCAUCUGCUGUGGGAUCCUGGUAUUGUUCAUGGGCUCAGUAAUAAUGAAGUUGACAUGUAUCUGCAGUUCGCUUGUUGUGCUAGUGUACCUGGUGGUGGGAGGAAUAAAGAGUAUGCACUGCAUCUUCUACAUAUGUGCAAAGGGAAUAUCAGAGAGGCUAUGCUGAAGCUUAUGAGACCGACACCGAUACUGCCGUCACAGCAUCCACUUUUGAGUUACGAGUGCAGGGACUCGGAUCGCUGGACAUCACAGGAAAUGCUGACUUUCUAUCAGGGAUUGAUGGAGUACAACAAGGAUUUCAGUAGUAUAGCAAGAGAUAUCAGUACUAAAACACCUAAACAAUGCACACAGUUCUACUAUCUCUGGAAGAAGUUGUGCCCGAAUGAGUAUAAGAGAGUUAGGGCGAGACAUGGGAGGCCGAAGAUUAAGUGUGAGCGUCGGGAUUUUGGAAGGGAUAGCAAGGAUACCAAGGAACUCAGGGACGCCAUUGCCUCUGUUACUGAGAUGGAUUUCAGUGAGGAGAAAUCGAUUCUACAUAGAACACUGUUGCAGACCAAUGAGAGGGAAUCGUCCGCAACCUUGACCACCAGCGAAGGGGAACUAAGGCUUUUCGCCUACGACUGCCCUGAUAGUUUUCAACAAAGUGAAAAGCAGAAGUGCCCACAUGAAAUCACACCGGCCAAUGCCCUCACCCGAUUCAACGGGACAGGAGUCUAAAAAAUUGAACAAUCAUCAACAGAAACAAUCACACAACCAAGAUCAAUCAAAUUCAUCGGGUAUGGUGUCACAUGGACACGACUAU